Messenger RNA from Gossypium arboreum, 1756 nucleotides. RefSeq lists its product as uncharacterized. The record is from RefSeq and is a predicted model, not a curated record. Gene Ontology annotation, cellular component: nucleolus. NCBI's taxonomy places the organism in Eukaryota, Viridiplantae, Streptophyta, Magnoliopsida, Malvales, Malvaceae. The coding region runs from base 200 to 1522 and encodes 440 amino acids. The transcript has 14 exons. Gene Ontology annotation, molecular function: RNA binding; GTP binding; GTPase activity. Gene Ontology annotation, biological process: ribosomal large subunit biogenesis.
UUUAAAACCGGAAGGGCUUGGCCUGCUAGGCCCGUAGUACUAGUAUUCAUUUCCCAAAGAGAAAAAACACACACGACGGAACUCACUCUUAUCUCAGUUAUCCGUCUAUCUCUGGCUUUACCGUGGCGCAGGCAGCAGUCGGAACCGUUUGGUAAACUUUGGGGCUAGUUGCGAUUGGCUUCUCAAGUGGUUGGGGGGAAUGAGCUGCGCCUUUAGUCUACUUGAGUCAUGCCACCUCCCUUGUUCAAUAUAUCUAUCAACAACCUUCCGCUUCUCAAGAGGCUUCUACCAGAUGCAGAGGCCUAUAAAGCACAAGACCUUGUGCUUGUGUAGAAACAUGCAGACUUUCGCUUGCGAGCUCGUCAAAGCAAGCUAUGUACCCACUCCCCAAACUAAACCCAAGGAUCAAUCAUUAGCAAAAGUAGAAACUAUUGGUGCAUUUCAGAAGCUGCCAAUGGUGAUGCCAUCAGUUGAUAUUUUCCAAUCUGCUUUGAGGAAGGCGAAGAGGGUCUUGCCUACAAAAGGCAUUGCAAAUGUAGCAAAGAGAGAACGAAAUAGAGGUGCAAAGCAACUCGAUGCACUGAUGAAAGAAUUGGCAGUUCCACUGAGAGGGUACAUAGAGAAUUUCCCCAAAAGAAUCUAUUUGCAUCCUUAUGAACGAUCUCUUAUUGAGUUGACAUUUGGGGCUGGAAAUUAUGAAGAGGUUCUGAAAAAGGUAGAUGCUCUUAGGAAGAAGGUGGUAUCUGUUGGAAAGGAACAUGCUUCUCUUUGUGCCAAGUCUUUAUCAAAGAAGGAAGCAGAGGAACGAUUGACUGAGGGUUUGGAGAAACUUCAAGAAAUCUUCAAGUGUGAAGGACAGGCUAUUGAUGAUUUAUUGUAUAUUGCAAAGACUUUGAGAGCCAUGCCAGUUGUGGAUCUAGAAAUGCCAACCCUGUGUCUUGUUGGAGCACCAAAUGUGGGGAAGUCAUCAUUGGUCCGUCUACUCUCAACAGGAAAGCCUGAGGUGUGCAACUAUCCUUUUACAACAAGAGGAAUUCUCAUGGGUCAUAUUACUCUAGAUUACCAGCAUUUUCAGGUGACCGACACCCCAGGCUUGUUGAAGAGAUGUGAUGAAGACAGGAAUAAUUUGGAAAAGUUAACACUUGCUGUGCUCUCACAUUUGCCAACAGCAAUUCUUUAUGUUCAUGAUUUAUCAGGACAGUGCGGUAUGUCACUGUCUGAUCAGUUCAUGAUAUACAAAGAGAUUAGUGAAAGGUUUGGGAAUCACCUAUGGCUUGAUGUUAUCUCAAAAUGUGAUCUGUUGAAAGAAUCUCCUGUAGUCUUCAUAACAGAAGAUAGGGAAGUUGAUCAUCUUGAAUUGGCUAACUAUCGAAAAAUAGGCCCUGAAGGUGCACUCCGUGUAUCAGUAAAAAAUGAAGAUGGAAUCGAUAAGCUGAAGAAGAAGGUGCAUGAGCUGUUGAUGUCUCAGAUGGAGAGGAUCAAAAGUAAAAGGAUCCAAGAUAACAUAGAAGUGCUUAGAUAAAAGAGUUACGUCCAUAUCUCCACUCCACUGAUGUGUUGCACAGGUUGAUAUGUUGUAAUCAAUUUUGGGAUUCCGAAUAGUUUGGUUAUUAUGACAUUGUGAAGAGUGCAAAAUGAGUAGAAUCCACAAGUUUGAUGGUCAAAACUGUAAAGGUCAGAACUAGGGAAUUAUAUGGGUCCACUCCAUAAAUGUGUUGCAUAUGGUGAAGUUUUGAAAUCUGAUUCUGAUGGCAAA